AUGAAUCUCUUCAGGUUACUCGCGGACCUGUCGCAUCUAGUCUCUAUCUUCAUCCUCCUUCACAAGAUGAAGAUCUCGAAUUCAUGUUCAGGCAUCUCCUUCAAAACACAAGCGUUAUAUUUUCUCGUCUACGUGACGAGGUACCUUGAUCUCUUCUGGACCUUCACCGAUAGCGCAUGGAACACCAUCUUCAAACUCAUCUUCCUCUCCUCCUCCCUUUACACCCUCCAUGUAAUGUUAAACGACUACAAACCAACCCACGAUCCCAACCUGGACACAUUCCGCGUCUCCUACCUUACCGGUGGUUCAGCCAUCCUCGCCCUGCUUUUCCCCUACCGCUACACGAUCCCAGAAGUGCUGUGGGCGUUCUCCAUCUGGCUCGAGAGUGUCGCAAUCUUGCCGCAGUUGUUCAUGCUUCAAAGGACAGGCGAGGCUGAGACAAUCACCACGCAUUACCUGUUUGCAUUGGGGAUAUACCGGGCUUUGUACAUCCCGAACUGGAUCUAUCGGUGGUUUGCAGAGGGACAUUUUGAUCCGAUUGCCGUGGUCGCCGGUGUGAUCCAGACGGUUUUAUAUUCGGACUUUUUCUGGGUUUAUUAUACAAAGGUUCUCAAAGGGAAGAGCUUCAAGUUGCCAGUUUGA
Messenger RNA from Cladophialophora bantiana CBS 173.52, 642 nucleotides. RefSeq lists its product as uncharacterized. The record is from RefSeq and is a predicted model, not a curated record. The transcript has 5 exons. Gene Ontology annotation, cellular component: cis-Golgi network; membrane; endoplasmic reticulum. NCBI's taxonomy places the organism in Eukaryota, Fungi, Ascomycota, Eurotiomycetes, Chaetothyriales, Herpotrichiellaceae. Gene Ontology annotation, biological process: endoplasmic reticulum to Golgi vesicle-mediated transport; protein retention in ER lumen. Gene Ontology annotation, molecular function: ER lumen protein retrieval receptor activity. The coding region runs from base 1 to 642 and encodes 213 amino acids.